AUGGAAUACCACCGUUCCAUAGAGCGAGAUCUGGGUAGAAUUUGUAACUUUAUGUCUCAUGAGAAGUGCCUCAAACAUGUGAAGAUUCCAUGCUCAUGUAUUGCUCCAAGUCUUGUAAGGGUUCCGGUUGCACAUUGUUUUGGACCACCAGGACACUACAAGAGAAAGUUUUGCACUGUGUGCAGAAAGCCACUGGAAUUGCCUGCAUUUCGAUGUGAAGUAUGUGAACUACACGUGCAUACAGAUUGUGUUCCGUUUGCUUGCAGUGACUGCCGUCAGUGCCAUCAGGAUGGGCAUCAGGACCAUGAUACAUACCAUCAUCACUGGAGGGAGGGAAAUCUUUCUUCUAAUGCUCGCUGUGAAGUCUGUAAAAAAACCUGUGGUUCUUCUGAGGUGCUGUCUGGUAUGAGAUGCGAGUGGUGUGGCAUUCUGGCUCAUGUUGCAUGUUACACUGCUGUAACACCAGAAUGUACUUUUGGAAGACUAAGGAAUAUGAUUCUUCCUCCAAAUUGUGUGCAUUUAUUUUCUCGCAAUUUCAGCAAAAUGCAUUGUUUUCGAAUAUCUGAGAGUCUGCAAACAGAACCAGAUGAAGAUGAUGAUGUUGAUGGCUUAACACAAGGAUCAGCAAAAGAUGCCCAAAUUUCAACAGAUUCAAGUAAACAAACAUUAAAAAUAUUUGAUGGGAAUGAUGCAGUAAAACGAAAUCAAUUUCGUCUGAUUUCAGUUCCAAGGAUUGCAAAAAAUGAAGAAGUUGUGGAGGCUGCGCUGAGGACAUACUACAUAAAUGAUGAUCAGCAAGACUAUGAACUCCAGACAUUUACUCAGCAGGCCUUGUUGUCUGAUGACAUUAUCAACAGGAAUGAUGCCUCAGAAGAAAUCUGUCCAGGUUCAGUAUUCAGAGAGUCUAUUCCUGAAGCUUGGAUCAUAAGAGCCAAACCAAAGGACCAUGAAGUAUUACGAAUAUAUCCUGCUUGGCUGAAAAUUGGAAUGGCCUAUAUCUCUCUACGAAUAAAGAAAGAAAGCACCACUCGGACUGUAAUCAAAGAAGUUCUCCCACUACUGGGAAAACAGGUAGAAUGUAUUGAUAACUACAAAUUGGUGGAAGUAUUCAUGGGCAGUAAACAAGUUCAGCGGAUGGUUUUGGAUGACCAGGAAUUGAUCAUAAACAGACUAAAGGAUAUAAGAAAGACUUCAAUACGUCAGAUGAAUCAAACAAGAUUUUACAUUGUACAAAAUAAUAAAUCAGUUGUGCGAGUAAAUCUGUUUGUUGGUGGUCUGCCACCUCAACUCUCAGCUGAAGACUAUACUAACAUCCUUAAGGAGGAAUUAGCUAUCAAAAGAAAUCUAGUUUCUGUGAUUCAUGUUUAUUCAUCGCAAGGUUCUGUUGUGCUUGAAGUCUCUUGCUUUUCUGAAGCUGAAAGAAUUUAUAUGCUAAUUAAAGAUACAACUGUCAAUGACAAGCAACUUCAUGCUGUUGUGAUACCUGAAGUGCUGCCUGCCAAACUACCACAGAAUAGCUGUCCGCUACUUGUAUUUGUGAAUCCAAAAAGUGGAGGUCUGAAAGGCCGUGAUCUUCUACACAGUUUCAGGAAGCUUCUGAAUCCUCAUCAGAUCUUUGAACUUACCAAUGGAGGUCCGCUGCCUGGGUUUCAUACAUUCUCUCGAAUUCCAUGCUUUCGAGUUUUGAUAUGUGGCGGUGAUGGUACCGUUGGUUGGGUGCUAGGUGCACUGGAAGAAAUAAGAUACAAACUUGCCUGUUCAGAACCGUCUGUUGCCAUCUUACCUUUAGGAACAGGAAAUGACCUGGGGAGGGUGCUACGCUGGGGAGCUGGUUACAGUGGGGAAGAUCCUUACUCCAUAUUGAUAUCUGUUGAUGAAGCUGAUGAAGUACUAAUGGAUCGUUGGACCAUCCUUUUAGAUGCUCCAGAGCCUGUUGAAAAUUCAGAAAAUGGUGCAUUAGAACCUGAGCCUCCAAAGAUUGUACAAAUGAAUAAUUAUUGUGGUCUUGGAAUUGAUGCAGAGUUGAGUUUGGAUUUUCAUCAUGCUAGAGAAGAAGAACCAGGCAAAUUUAAUAGCAGGUUUCACAACAAAGGUGUGUAUGUAAAAGUUGGACUGCAGAAGAUAAGUCACGCCAGAAACCUCCAUAAAGACCUAAAACUUCAGGUGGACCAGGUUGAAGUUGAGUUACCAAGUAUUGAAGGACUUAUUUUUAUUAAUAUUCCCAGUUGGGGAUCUGGAGCUGAUCUUUGGGGGUCAGAUCAUGAUAAUCGAUUUGAGAAACCACAAAUGGAUGAUGGCUUACUAGAAGUUGUUGGUGUAACUGGUGUUGUUCACAUGGGUCAAGUACAGGGUGGUCUGCGAUCAGGGAUUCGCAUAGCCCAAGGGUCAUAUUUCCGUAUCACGCUUCUGAAACCAAUCCCUGUCCAAGUAGAUGGAGAGCCCUGGAUCCAGCCACCAGGCCAGAUCAUCAUUUCUGCUGCAGGACCAAAGGUCCAUAUGUUGAAAAAAUCCAAGCAGAAGCAGAAAAAAGUUGGAAGCACAAGAGAGGCAAGAACUGAUAGUGUCUCAAUCACAGAAGAGGGACGCUAAGCUGAGAAGAUCUUUAUAGAGCAAAUACUGUUUGCCUGCUGCAGGGAACAUGAACCUAUCCUGGAAAAGUAUGUUCAGAGGAGUGGUAAAGAAAGGUUGCUUUAUGAAACCACCCGUUUAUUGUGUGUUGAAAGUAAUGUGUUCUGCUCUGUCUGUCUCUCUCUCUCCUAGUUCCUAGUUACAUGGGUAAAAUGCAUCUAAUGUAUGUACCACUAUGUUUGCCUUUGGUAACUUUUCCAUGAACUAUUGCCCAAUUUUUGGAGUGUGUGUAGCUGAUAACCACAGAUUGAGAUCUUCCUAAUUACUUUUGCAAAAAUUCAUUAUUUUUAAGAAGAUUUCAGCCUUUAAAAAAAUGUUUCCAUAGAUAAAUCACUGUCUCCAAACAAAAAGGUGAUAAGAUACUAUAAUCUCCUUGAGUUAAGCCAGAUAAGUCAGAAUCACUGCUACUUUACCAUUAUAAGUUAUUCACAGUUAAAGUAUAACAUUAGUGGUCUCUACAAUAAAUGCCCCAUGUACAGAGCAGAGAAAAUCUGCUUAAAUGCAUGAGUCAAAAUGAUUUGAGAUGAUUUAUCUGCACAUUUUUGUUAGACAGUGUGAUUGGCCGCGAGGGGCCAAACCAUCUUUAACCGUUUCAGAAUGAUUUCACUUCUUCCAGACUAUCCUGUUAAAGACUUUUUAAAAUGAGCUGUUAAAUUUCAGCAGUGUUCUCUCUCAAGUCAGUGGGAUCAGAAUUACCUCAGUAACGUUCAUAGACAAAAGACACUUUUUGGAGUCUGUUUUUUUCUCCACUACUGACCACAUUACUUUUGGUGACUCACUACUCCCUGCAUGUCUGUACUUUUGUAGUUUCAAACUCGUAUCCUUUUUUGAAAUAAGUUGUGACUGCUUUCAAAGUAGCUCCAAAAAAACCUAGAAGAUUCACUAGUAAUUUGGGGAGUGACUGUCAUCUCACUGAAAUACUUAGUGAUAGGCAGGCAUUAAAUUGAAAUAGUAACUAAAUUCACUGAGCUGUUUUGUGAGGCGGUGUGCACAUUUACUAAGACUAUCUGUGGCAAUUUGGGCACAGUGUUGGUAGAAUUUAUUUUUUUUACCAGGUUACUUCAGAUUCCUGAGAUUGUGGCUAGAAAGUAAAGAAAGUAGCAUUCCCAAGAACUGCUCUUGUCUGCAGGUUGGUAAAAUGGAUUGGCUUUUGGAAGGAUGGAGAAAAGGCAGAAAAAAGUACUGUUAUCUCAACUGGAAUAUCCCAGCCACAUCCCCUUUUCUUAGCUUCACUCCCAGGUGGAUGUGCUGGGGAGGUUGAGGUGGUGCAAGUGGUGGAAUUUGAAGUGGUGCACUUGAUGCUGGAAUGUGUAAAAUGUUAUACAUUUAAAAGGGCCAUUUGACCUGGUCCGCAAGUAUUAUCAGAGUUUUAGCCAUGAUUUCAAAAAUUGUCUUUUAUGGCUGUAACGUAUGUCUUGCUUAGUAUAGCUUUUACAACUGAUGGUAAUUUUACUACAUUGAUAUUGGUGGACUGCUGUGAAUCAUUUUGUCAAAACAGCAUUAUAUAAGAUGGCUUUAUUGAACUUUUUUCACAAUAAGACUUUAUGUGAUUUUUAGUGGGGUGAAAACAGUUGGCUUACAUCACUCACUCAUGAAAACACGUUCUGCCAUUGGGUGAUGUGCAGCAAGUCCCUCCUAGCGGGUCCCUCAGUUACACUGUCAGGAUGACUCACAAUACAAACGGCAAGGGUCUAUAGUGACCUGAAAUUUUUAGCCAGGAGUACUAGUUACAAAAUUGAAGAACAGUGAUCUAAGAAUUCAGUGCCACCAUGUGUUGGCUUUAUCUCUGUAAAGCUAAUUUUAGUUGGUAAACUUCAAUCAAGUUUUGGCUGUUAAAAUCGACCACAACUGCUAAUGUAAAAUUAAAAAAAAAGUGUGUGGGGGGGGGGGAAUAAUGUCCUGGAACUAAAACUGAUGCAAGACUCCAACAAUAAUGAACUAAACCCUAAACAAAGAAUGAACUAAAAUGGAUGCUUGCACAUUAAAAUGCAACUCUGUCUACAAACUUAUAUAAUGAUGUUUCUUGAACGAGUAGAUUAUAUACUCAGUCCAGAUACUAUUAAUUCCCAAGUGUUUUAUACAUGUUUGUUCUUUACCUAGUAGCCCAUCUCUCCGCUAUAUAAAUAUAGUCAUAGCUA
Molecule: messenger RNA, 4766 nt
Organism: Gavialis gangeticus (Gharial)
Lineage: Eukaryota; Metazoa; Chordata; Crocodylia; Gavialidae
Gene: DGKQ
Product: diacylglycerol kinase theta
Exons: 23
Coding region: 1-2589 (862 amino acids)
Biological process (GO): intracellular signal transduction; lipid phosphorylation; diacylglycerol metabolic process
Molecular function (GO): ATP-dependent diacylglycerol kinase activity
Source: RefSeq, a predicted model, not a curated record